UCCGCACGAAACGGAAAGGAAAAAAUCUAAGAAAAUCAGACAAGUCACGAAAAUGGUCAUUUGUCUCUUUAACCUGAAAAAGAAAACCCACAACGCACACGUGGAUCCCCCCUCAAACAAACACACACACACACACACCGAAGAGGGUUCCUAAUUUUUUUCUCUCUCCUCCCCCCACCAUUUUCGUUUCAGAUCAUCAGAUCCUCUUCCGCUGCCAGGCAGUAGUUUUGUAUAUAAUUGGAGGGUCGAGUGCGAAUGGGGAUUCAGACAAUGAAUUCUCAUGUGACACGUCACAACUCGUGGCUAAGCCUCACGCUCCACGAAGUGGAGAACACUCUAGGCAAUAACUUGGCCAAGCCGUUAGGCAGCAUGAACCUAGACGAAUUGCUCAAGAAACUGUGGUCCACCGAUGGGGCCCACACGUCCGAAACGAACAAUGACAUCAGCGAUUCCUCUCCAGCGUCGCUCCAGCGGCAAGCGAGCUGGUCGCUCGCGAUGGCGUUUAGUGGGAAGACGGUCGAUGAGGUGUGGAUGGAUAUUCAGAAAGGGUAUUCGGAAAGAGGGCCGACACUUGGCGAGACGACGUUGGAGGAUUUUUUGGUCAAGGCGGGGAUGUGUUUGACCUUGACCAAUUCUGAUUCUAAGAUCGAGCCGUUCAUGUCGUUGGACAGUGCGUUCAAGUCGCAGAAAUUCUCGUCUCCUUCUCCUUCGAUCGAUGCUUCGUCUGAUACACCAAUGCCUGGGCGAAAGAGGGUUUCUGGGGAUGUCGAGAAAAGUGUGGAGCGGAGGCUGAGAAGGAAAAUCAAGAAUCGAGAAUCUGCUGCACGCUCAAGGGCGAGAAAGCAGGCUUAUCACGAUGAACUGGUGACGAAGGUGUCGUAUCUCGAAGAGGAAAUCUUGAAGCUUAAAAAAGAAAAGCAAUUUGAACAGAUGAUGAUGUCUUGUGACUUAUCCGAACCAAGGUACCAGCUCAGAAGAACAAGUUCGUUCUGAUAUCGCACGAGCAAGCCUUUACAAAAAAUAAGCUUCCGCUUGCAAUUAAUCAUACUUAAUUACUUUGUCCAUAAUAUAUGUAUAAUAUGUAAUUUUUUUCUAGGCCUCGUUAGCCAUAAGUGUCGAUUGUAAGAGUUAAAUACCGCAAUCGUGUGUUGUUAUAUAGAAACGAAACGAUGAUGAAAUGACGGAUGUUUGUAUGGUUAAUUAAUCAACCACGGUUAAAGCUCAAAUGUACAGUAGUACUUAAUACUCAGCAUUGUAGUAAGACACUAUGGUGUUAUUUCGUUGUGUGGUUAUCUGUAGCGUAAAAGAUUCGAGUUGCU
Molecule: messenger RNA, 1319 nt
Organism: Erythranthe guttata (spotted monkey flower)
Lineage: Eukaryota; Viridiplantae; Streptophyta; Magnoliopsida; Lamiales; Phrymaceae
Product: ABSCISIC ACID-INSENSITIVE 5-like protein 2
Biological process (GO): positive regulation of DNA-templated transcription
Cellular component (GO): nucleus
Molecular function (GO): DNA-binding transcription factor activity
Source: RefSeq, a predicted model, not a curated record